Molecule: messenger RNA, 294 nt
Organism: Bombina bombina (fire-bellied toad)
Lineage: Eukaryota; Metazoa; Chordata; Amphibia; Anura; Bombinatoridae
Product: small ubiquitin-related modifier 3-like
Exons: 1
Coding region: 1-285 (94 amino acids)
Biological process (GO): protein sumoylation
Cellular component (GO): nucleus
Molecular function (GO): protein tag activity; ubiquitin-like protein ligase binding
Source: RefSeq, a predicted model, not a curated record
AUGUCUAAGGAAAUAACAAAGGAAACUGGGAAGACUGAAAAUUACCACAUCAGUCUUAAAGUGGCAGCACAAGAUGGUUCUGUGGUUCAGUUUAAAAUAAAGAGACACACUCCUCUCAGCAAAUUAAUGAAAGCAUACUGUGACAGACAGGGUUUGUCAAUGCGGCAAAUAAGAUUUAGGUUUGAUGGACAACCAAUCAAUGAAACAGACACCCCUGCACAGCUGGAAAUGGAAGAUGAAGAUACUAUUGAUGUAUUUCAACAACAGACAGGUGAUGUGUGCUGAAAAAGAAGA